Anneissia japonica is the source of this 1031-nucleotide messenger RNA. Its product is annotated as BRCA1-associated protein-like. Lineage: Eukaryota; Metazoa; Echinodermata; Crinoidea; Comatulida; Comatulidae. Gene Ontology annotation, cellular component: cytoplasm. The record is from RefSeq and is a predicted model, not a curated record. The transcript has 9 exons. Gene Ontology annotation, biological process: protein ubiquitination; Ras protein signal transduction. Gene Ontology annotation, molecular function: nucleic acid binding; ubiquitin protein ligase activity; zinc ion binding. The coding region runs from base 12 to 1031 and encodes 339 amino acids.
UUAUUACCAAAAUGGCAAACUCCAUCAAUGCUAGCAAGCACAAGCAACCAGUUUCAGGAAAAGGUUUUCCUGGUAUUGAACCUCAAAUCCAUGCCAAAGGUCUUGAAAGUGAUCAGAAAGGUGGAAAAGUCUAUGAAGAUCUUUUGUAUAGCAACGUCCAGUGCUGCGCAGUUGAUAGUGGUGAAUUGGUGGUGUCAGAAACAGUCAAUGGACAAAUCCAUUUCUAUUCUGGAAACCCUAGUGUGAAAAGAGUUAACCACGUACGCAAAGAACAGAUGAUACCUUUGACAAAUGAAGUUCCAGAGAGGAAGAUGAUUUUCAUGGUUGCUGUUCCAGCAUCGCUUAAAAUACAUGACAUUGUCCGGUUUAUAGCGCCCUCAGCUGAAGGGAUUGAACUUUUGAAAAUCAUACGUGAUGCCUCUUCCAACCAGGACAUGGCGAUUGUGGAGUUUAAGAAUGCUCGUUUAGCUGAUGAGUUUUAUUCUCAGUACAAUGGAAAGGUGUUCAAUUCAAAUGAUAAUCAGCCAUGUUUCCUGAAAUAUGUUGCUUUUGUGGAGAGAGGAAUGCCAGAAGUUACCAAAUUCUGCACCAUCUGCUCUGGAAGAUUCGAUGAUGCAGGGAAUAUAUAUAUCGUGUUGCUCUGCGGUCACACAUUUCAUGCCAGCUGCCUUAGUCCAGUGAGAGAGAGUUGUCCAGAAUGUGGGAUUUUUAAACCCCUAGAAGUGGAACUUAGUAAAUGUUUCACUUGUACUAAUCAAGAGACUUUGUAUCUUUGCCUGGAGUGUGGUGUUGUUAGUUGUCAAUCACAUGCAGACACACAUUUCAAGACAACGCAACACAUGUACGCAUUACAAGUUGGUGGGAACAAAGUGUGGAAUUAUGCUGGACAAAAUUUUUUUCAUCUGCAUUCAAAAGAUGGAGAAAAACUGUUACCACUAAAGGCACUUCUUUUAUUUAUUCAACAUUCCUCACAGAAAGCAUAUGAAAAAAUAUCAAGAAUACAAGAAGAGGUAAUAUUGAGUGAAUUAUAA